This is a messenger RNA of Myotis daubentonii (Daubenton's bat), 1948 nucleotides long. It is a transcript of the gene C1QL4, whose product is annotated as complement C1q like 4. The record is from RefSeq and is a predicted model, not a curated record. Gene Ontology annotation, molecular function: protein binding. Lineage: Eukaryota; Metazoa; Chordata; Mammalia; Chiroptera; Vespertilionidae.
CCCGGGGAGGGAGGAGAGGAAGGUGAGGGACGCAGUCAGGGAGCACGUUACCAGGAGAGACGCGCGGGGCCGAAGCUCUAGCAGGGGCUGGGGGCGCGGCUGGGGUAGGAAGGCGGGUCAGUGCUCGCCAAGAGGUAGAGCGCAAACCUAGGAGGAGGUCGCGUCCGGUGGGUGCCACCCCAGCGCAGCGCCCGGGACGUCCAGAGCGCGGAGAAUAGUCCCCGCUCCGGCCAGGAGAGAUCCCUCUGGGUAGCUGGGGACCUAGGCUCCGCCAUCCUUGAGAAAGAAGCUGUCCAGAGAGCACGCAUCCUAGAUCUGUAAGAAGCCAGCCGUCCGAGAAGCCGCAGAUGUCAGGCUCCCGGGGACGAUAGGCUGCACAGGAGGUUAAUAGAGGACCACAGGCGCCGAACCGUCGGGAGCUGCCCCUGGCCCAACCCACGCGGGACCUUCGCCUUGACGGAAGGUUUGGGGAACCGCGCCGCUGAGGCGGGAGCCCGCAGGGGCGGGGGGGGGACCGGGCGCAGCCGUCAGGGGGGGUCCUGACCCAGGCGCUAGCCGGGCCACCGGUUGGGGGCCCUCGGAGAGCCCCAAGCCUCCGACGCCAUUGCGCCCAAGAGUGAGGAGGAUCUGCUGGCCCUGGCUGCGUCGCGUCUGAGCCGCCGCAAGCGGGUGGCGGGCGCGGCCGUCGGGGUGGCCAUGGUGCUGCUGCUGCUGGUGGCUAUUCCACUGCUGGUGCACAGCUCCCGCGGGCCAGCGCACUACGAGAUGCUGGGUCGCUGUCGCAUGGUAUGCGACCCGCAUGGGCCUCGAGGCCCGGGACCCGACGGCGCGCCUGUCUCCGUGCCCCCCUUCCCGCCGGGCUCCAAGGGAGAGGUGGGCCGGCGGGGAAGGGCAGGUCUUCGAGGGCCCCCGGGACCACCGGGUCCCAGAGGGCCACCAGGAGAGCCGGGCAGGCCAGGUCCCCCGGGCCCUCCUGGCCCCGGCCCCGGCGGGGUGGCGCCUCCUGCCGGCUACGUGCCUCGCAUUGCCUUCUAUGCGGGUCUGCGGCGGCCGCACGAGGGUUACGAAGUGCUGCGCUUCGACGACGUGGUGACUAACGUGGGCAACGCUUACGAGGCGGCCAGCGGCAAGUUCACCUGCCCCAUGCCGGGCGUCUACUUCUUCGCUUACCAUGUGCUCAUGCGCGGCGGCGACGGGACCAGCAUGUGGGCAGACCUGAUGAAGAACGGACAGGUCCGGGCCAGCGCCAUUGCCCAGGACGCGGACCAGAACUAUGACUACGCCAGCAACAGCGUCAUCCUGCACCUGGAUGUGGGCGAUGAAGUCUUCAUCAAGCUGGACGGCGGGAAGGUGCAUGGAGGGAACACCAACAAGUACAGCACUUUCUCUGGCUUCAUCAUCUACCCGGACUGAGCCGGCCCCAUCCUCCACCCCCCUCGCUUGCCCUUUAUCUCCUCUUCCCUCCUCACCCUCUUUCAGUUGGCCCCACCCAAGGCGCCACCCCAUCCUUUGAGACCCUGGCUGUGGGGUGGACCAAGUCUGCUCCCCGAGGAGGCCUUACUGGGCAGACUCUCAGUGCUUCCAGAAUUAGUGGCUGGGGAGCGGACCACCCACAUCCUGUGAAAGCGGGUCUGAGAAGGGUGGAGGCGGUGGCCCUCUCUCCCGCUGGGAGCUGGGGACAGUCUCACUAGCCAGACCUGGCGUUGUAGGAGGGAGAACAGAGAUAGGAGUCCAUCUAGGUGGGAGAUGUUAGGACUGGCGUAGGCACUGGUCCUCUGUCAUGAAACCUCUUGCCACCCCCAUUUUUCAGGCUCCAGGCUCCUGCCUUGGCAGCCUUCUAGUGAACUGGAGGAACCAGUGAAUUCUUUCCUAGCAUUUAAAAUCGGUUCUGUACAGUCCCCAUUUCACCUCCAUCUGGGCUGCUGUUGCCUCUUCCAAUAAAGAGACA